AUGACUGGUCAUAAAAUAAACCGCUUCAAGAAAGCUUUCAAGACCCCAUCCGUGCGUAUGAUGGAUAUCCAGGGCAAUCUAUUUGUGUUAGCCAACAGUAUGGCGUUUGAAGGAGAUGGCUGUGAUAUAUGUCAAAGGGCUGAACGGCAACUACAGGAAAUUUCUGUCAGAUUAAAAUGUGCUCAGGGAAGAUAUACUGCUGGUCAUUGUGAAGUGGAAGACCCAAAAUACUAUACUAGACCAAUACUACUACAGCACUUUCCUAUGUACAGGACAUCCGAUGCUAAUUGCUCAGGUCCAGACUCUGCUCCAAUUGAAGAAAAAUAUGUAAAAUUUAGACCAAAGGUGGACUGUUUGUCAGAAAAGGCAUCAAACAGACUCCUAGAGAGUAUCCAGCCUCGCCUUGUUCUCAGUGCUCACACUCACCACUUCUGCUAUAGAGAGCUUCCGCCCCACAAUACUCCUGAGUGGACACUGCCUUCAUUUUCGUGGAGAAAUAUUAAAAAUCCAAGUUUUUUACUCGUAUGUAUAUCAGUAAUCAAGUAAUAAUUCAAGUUUACAAAGGAAACUGGUAAUGGUAGAUUAGGCCACGCUUUUUUAUUUUUA
Molecule: messenger RNA, 606 nt
Organism: Lingula anatina
Lineage: Eukaryota; Metazoa; Brachiopoda; Lingulata; Lingulida; Lingulidae
Product: metallophosphoesterase 1-like
Biological process (GO): GPI anchor biosynthetic process
Molecular function (GO): hydrolase activity
Source: RefSeq, a predicted model, not a curated record